AUUUAUGAGACUUCAUGAAGUUUGGAAUGUUUAUCUGCACAGAACCUUUGACUUUAAGAAGCAAAUCAAGUUUAUUUUUAAACAGCAGAUGCAAACUGACUGUACCGGUUGAAGACUAAUCAUCUCUUACAGGACAGUUACAAGCAACAGAGAUAAAAGAUGGAUCCAGCAGUGUUUUCUCUGCCGGAGAUCAUCACUCAUCCGGGAUCUUCUAAUUUCUUCCCACACUAUCACCAACCACGUCCGGCGUAUACAUCUGCCUCACAAGAUGUAGACAACCGUGGACUGAUAGAGCCAUCCCUUUUGAUAAGCCGUGAAGUCAUCAGCCGAGGACAGUUUCAUCGAUCAGGACCUCACCAUGUGAUGAAUGAAUCUGCGUCACAGAGAACUUCCACAGUUGCAGAAAUUCUCCGGAGCAUAGCUAACACUGAUCAAAGAAGAACGGACACACAGUUUUGGACACAAUGCAUCUCAAACCAGCGACAUCUGAUCCCAGGCUUAACUGUGCCCAUCGAACCCCAGACACAAGCCCAGGACAGUCUCUCUCCGCUCAACCUCCAGACUUUAUCACCAGAUCCAAGGUCCCACGUCCCAGCCUGUACUGACAGCACUUUAACCAUAUUUACUUCCUGUUCUCCACACAACUCUUUUUUGCUAAAUAUGAGCCCCGUCGCCUCCACUGCGAAUACCAGCUUUGGUUUUAGUCCCUAUGUGUUGGCUCCUAUCUGCGGCCCAACAGAGUUAUGCUACAGCCCAUAUUCACCUCCUCAUUCUUGGCUCCUGCCGGAGGUUCAUCCCAGCUGGUGCUUGUGUCCGCUGAUGCACGUCCAUCAGCCCUGCAGCACCGACCUGGUCUCGAGAGGAGCAGUUCAGCAGGUCAGCGAGCAGAUAAACGCAACGUCUGCAGCGUCAGGGAGAGAUCAGAACGAAGAGCAGGCCAAGUCAGAAGGUCAGAGGUCAAAGAUAAAAGGACAAGGAGUUCCUACACUGUCUUUCCUCACAGAAGAACAGCAGAACGAGAAUAAACCUGACAAGGACAAACUACAAGCAGAAAACACCAACUGUCAAACAACAAAGUCCAAGGUUUCUCCUGAAUCUCUACCACCUUUAGACGAAGAAUCUCUGGCAGAACGCGCCUUUGAAGAAUACAUGAUAAUCAUGGACUCCCUCAGCCCUGAGAUCCAAGAACGUGUGGCGGCCAGACAGAAUGAAAAGGAAGCAGAAAAAAGCUCAUUUCUGGAGUAUCUGGAUGAACUGUGCAGCGAUGAGGUCUUUGUCAGAAGGGCGGGGUCGACACUGAACACGGAGUACCUGGAUUCCCUCCUUUCUUCAGAUCCAGAGCCCAUUGACCUUCUCCCACUAAAGGAACUUGAGCAAGAGGCUUUGGAGGUGAUCCUGCAGCAGCAUUUACAUCCACCAGCUGCCGACUCCAACAGCGUAAGUCCUGUAACCAAAGAGGCAUCUCCAGCUGCUUUGCAUGUCGAGGAAACUGCACCAGCUCCAAGAGCUCAAUCACGCAUUCUGGAUCCCACGGGCUCACAGUCCGACACAAAUCCAGACAUCAAUGGACAAAACGCACCUCUGAGUACGAGGAAUAUAGGAUCCAAAGUUCGGACUCCCUGUUCUGCCCUCCUCCCUUCACUCCUUACAGAAAAACCACUACCACCUGACCCCACAACAAAUUACUGUAACCCUGUUAACGCCACAUCCACUCUUUAUUACGAGGGCUCCCUUUUCAUGGAUUAUAGUUUUAAAUUAUCUCAGCAGUUGCUUGCCAAAAUCUCCAGAGACACCAGUCUUACUUCUGAUUUGGAAACUAGAGGCAACGGUGAAUUGGUAGAGGAAGCUGCAGCCUCAGUGUCCCUCUCGAACCUUGCAGACACGCAGUCAGCUCAGGCGUCCCAAAAUCUUCAGGGAGGACCUAUACCCGGGAAUCCUCCUGCCUCCGAGUCCCCCUCAACCUCCAGUAUUUCUGGGUCAAUCCAGGACCCUCAUACCAUUGUCGUCAAGGAUCCUGUGCCCAGUUUCAGAGCUGAUUUGUUGAACAUAAGCCCACCACAGUCAGCCAGCCCUCCAGCUCUGAGUGUCCUAGCUUGGAAAACACUUCCUCGCCCACUGCCCCCCCCACCAGCUCAGAUAAGGGAACCUGAGGAACAAUGUAGCCCAAAGUCCUCUUGUCCUGAGGACUACACAAUUCUUAUGCCAGCUCAUUCAGUUUCCCCUGCAGAGUCCUGUGAUCCCCUAGUUGAUGGCAAUUCAUCAGAUGCUGUUCCUGAAAAACAGACAAUAGAGGCAACAAAAGGACAGCAAGUUUCUGGUGUUUACUCUGAACUCAGCGCAAGAAAACCGGGUGAAACGGAGAGAAAAUGUGACAAAAAUCUGGGAAAAGGUGUUGGAACAACAGUGACACAAGAGCCAACAGCAAGAAAAGAAGAGAUGACUAAAAAGACUUCUGAAAGGAAGGACGAUGAAGAAAAUGAAGCCAAGCUCAAGGGAACAACAAACACUAGACGCAGGCCGAGGCUGUCAGAUCUAAAUGAAAGAGAGAAAACAAGACUGAGUGGUGAACUUACUAUAGAGACAGCAGAGGAGAGGAAACCAUCUGAAAAGAGCAUUAAGAAAACAGUAAAAAUCACCCCAGAGAGGGACGAGAGGGUAAUUAAUGAAAAAGAGGAGAGACGGCCCUCAGGAGGAAGGCGAUUACAUAAAAGAGAGGAGAGUCAUUUUGAAGAGCGGAGCCAGGCAACAAAAACAGCAAAUACAGCAAAGCAAUUUUCAGAGACAGGAGAGAAGGAACAUCAGAAGCUCGUAGCGGAGUUGCAGAAACUCAAUGUGGAGGGAGGUAAACAGUGUGAGGCCAAUAACCCCAGAGAGAGCACUGAAAUGGGGGCAGAAAAUGCUCUAACGGCACAAGAGGAGAAACAGUUGGGCGAGGGGAUAGAAAGAAGAGAGGAAGGCAUUCAAAUGUCUGUAAGAAGAACAAGGAGCAUGACGAUUGAGGAAAAAGUGCAGCCGACUCUUCCUGCAGCUGGAAGCAUAAAGAAAGUCAAACACUCACAGACGGAGAGAAGCGAGAUAAGGUCCUCACCAGAGAGAGGAAUGCAGGAAGACGACAAACUAAAGGGAAAUGUGAAGGAGGAGGAAACUGAUCCACAGACUCCACUGAUUUCAAGUCCAAUGAAAAGAAGCAGGAGCAGGAGAGACGCAGAGGAGAGUGGGGAGAGGGCCAAGGACGCUGAUUCAACGGGACGCAAGACCAAUGAGGAACAGGUUUCUGGAAACUGCAGUCUGCAGAGCCCAAGAGUUCAGACUGGAACUCAUUCAAUAAAAGACUCAAUAAAGGAGUCACCAGGGGAAGGUCCACUGGACAAGAGAAAUGAGUCCCCUUGUGUGACAACCUGUGAGAACAACCCACAUCUAACCCCGGCUCGGUGUCAAGAGGCCCGGCAACAAAGCGAAACGGUUGCAUUAAGUGGAGAUGGAGCUGACAGAGGUGUAAAAAGAGGAGAGACAGAUCAACAUGGGAACAUCACGGGACCCAAAACUUGGGGCUUUUACAACUUAAGGUCACAAACUCAAAAACUAAAUGCCUCAAAAAGGACAGUAAAUAGGAGAGGGGUUCAAGAGGAGGAAGCAACACAGCAGCUAUCCAACACCAAACCCUGUCCAGACCAGACAGCAGACGUGAAAGGUGAGGAUGAAAGAAUAAAUGAAGAGGCAGAAGGCCCAAGCCUCAUGUUGAGUCCGAUGAAAAGACACUGGCAUGAACGCACAGCUUCUGAAGAGAGAGAGGAAAGGGUGAAUAAGACGGUGCGAACAUCAGACAAAGUGAGGACUGAAACGGAAAUGAUAAGCUCAAGUCCGGUGAAAAGAGGAAGGUGUUGGUGCAGAGCAGAGAGAGAUGAACAGCAAAAGCUGACAGUGAACAGGAAAGGCCAAGAUGAGGCAGAAACAUCUGGCGCACCCUCAGCAAGCAGUAACAGAAAAGCCAAGGAGGAAGAGAUUUCAGAUGCAUCAGCUGGACGUAGCAGUGCGAUAGAAACCAGAACGAGUCUUAAGGGAACUCUCAUCCCACGUUUUCCUUCUAAGAGACUGCGUUGUGAAAAGGUACCCACAAAGUAUCAAGAAUUCAUCUUGGGCAAUACAAACAGACCCCAACGACAGCUAGAUACAGAGAUAAGAAAAGGAAAACACCAAGAAGUGGAAAGAAGAUGGAUAAUUAAUAAAUGAAUGUGCAUUUUGCGCUUUAAUUAAAUGUCUGAGAUGUGAAAGUGAGGGGAAACAACACACAGACAGCAAAACCUCCUUUAAAUAAUUCACUUUAAUUAAUGUUAAAUAGAAACAAUAUUCACAAAACAUGUAAAAAUGAUUAUUUUACAUAAAAUAAAACGUUUUGCUUUA
Molecule: messenger RNA, 4401 nt
Organism: Micropterus dolomieu (smallmouth bass)
Lineage: Eukaryota; Metazoa; Chordata; Actinopteri; Centrarchiformes; Centrarchidae
Exons: 7
Coding region: 160-4230 (1356 amino acids)
Source: RefSeq, a predicted model, not a curated record